AUGAAUAAUUUAAUAAUUGUUUUUUUAUUUGCUAUUAUUAGUUUUUCAUUAGUAUUUUUAAUAAAUAAAUGUUUUGCUUACAAUAACAAUAACAAUAAUAAUAGCAAUAACAAUAAUAAUAGCAAUAGCAAUAGCAAUAGCAAUAGCAAUAGCAAUAGCAAUAGCAAUGGCAAUAAUAGUAACAUUACCAACACAAAUCAUUAUACCCCAAUUAUUAAUGGCAGCUUCACCAACACACAACCUUCUACUCCAAUCAAGAUAAACAAUAUCACAUGCACACAACAUUCUGCCCCAAUCAACAAUAAUAAUAACAAUAACAAUAACAGUAAUAGCAUAAGUAAUAGCAACUACACCGGUACACAACAUUCAACCCUAAUUAACAUCAACCACACUCAAAAUUCAGCCCCAAUUGACAAUAAUUCAACUCCAAAUGAUUGCCACCAAUACCCACAAAAUCCAACAUCAAGCCAUCAAUCACCACCACAACAAUUUAACAGCCCAAGUGUUUCAUCAAUCAAUACCCAACAAUCUCAAGUUUAUACAAAUUCUUCUCAAAAACGUAAUAUCUCAAAAACACAAAGACAUUCAUCUGUUCCAUCAACAUUUGCAUCAACUAGAAAUCACACAAUCAAGAAGAGAUCAUUAGAAUAUGAUAAUGAAAUUAUUAAGUGUGAUAAAGUAUUUGCCAAAAAACAAAAACUCGAAGAUGAAGAGAGUUUAAGAAGAGAAAAGCAAAUUGCCGAAAUGGAAAGAUUAAGAAAAGAAAAAGAAAGAGAAGAAAGGGUAAAAUUCGAAAGACUCAAAGAAAUUGAAAGAGUCCAAAAAGAAUAUAGAGAAAGGGAAGAAUUAGAAAGAAUCCAAAUAUUAGAAAGAGAAAGACAAAUAAAAGAAGGUCUAGAAAGAAAAAAAUUAGAAAUAAUUCAAAGAGAAAGAGAAUAUAUGGAAAAACAAGAAAGAGAUAGAUUACAAAGGAUCCAAAGAGAUAGAGCAAGAGCAGAAAGAAUUAGAGCAACCGAGCAAAGAGAUAGAGAGAGACAAAGAGAAGAUAGAGAAAGACAAGAAAGGGGAAAGAGCUCAAAGGGAAAACCAAGAAAGGGAAAGAGCUCAAAGGGAAAGAGAAGAAAAUGA
Messenger RNA from Dictyostelium purpureum, 1128 nucleotides. RefSeq lists its product as uncharacterized. The record is from RefSeq and is a predicted model, not a curated record. The transcript has a single exon. Lineage: Eukaryota; Evosea; Eumycetozoa; Dictyosteliales; Dictyosteliaceae. The coding region runs from base 1 to 1128 and encodes 375 amino acids.